Molecule: messenger RNA, 1235 nt
Organism: Baudoinia panamericana UAMH 10762
Lineage: Eukaryota; Fungi; Ascomycota; Dothideomycetes; Mycosphaerellales; Teratosphaeriaceae
Exons: 3
Coding region: 258-902 (214 amino acids)
Biological process (GO): retrograde vesicle-mediated transport, Golgi to endoplasmic reticulum; vesicle fusion with Golgi apparatus; endoplasmic reticulum to Golgi vesicle-mediated transport
Cellular component (GO): Golgi membrane; ER to Golgi transport vesicle membrane; SNARE complex
Molecular function (GO): SNAP receptor activity
Source: RefSeq, a predicted model, not a curated record
CAGCUCUAUGGGAGCAAAUAUGGACGCUUUAUAACAGAGGGUCUGAUAUUUCUCUCAAGCGUGAUCGCUGCUUUGUGAGAGUGGGUGGGAAUGAAGGAAGGCCGCAUCUCCAUUUGGGCAGCCACAAGACGCGGGUGGCUGCUCGACUUCCCGCUGUUUUUGGGCUUCGUUCAAGCAGACAACCUGUAACCGUCAACGCAGUCGACAUCCUCGGCAUUCCCAUAUCGGCAUUGGAUGAUUCUGUCGCUCCCGUCAACAUGAUUUUCACAACUCAGAUUGUCCGCCUGGACGGCUUAGUACUCGUCGCGUCAGUGGAUGACCAGCAGAUCAAAGAGCUCGGCGAGCUCAAGCAACAGAUUCGGCAGGUCGUCAAACGAAUCACGCCCACCUCCGAACCUCGAGCGAGCAUAGAAAGCGUAAAGUACACCAUGCACUAUGUCCUAAACGAUCAGCUCUGCUACAUAGCCAUCACCGAAAGAGCCUACCCCAAGAAGCUAGCCCUUACCUUCUUAGAGGACAUUCGCGCCGAGUUUCAGACAUCGUACAAGCGCGACGACUAUCUGUCCCCGCAGCUACGGCCUUACCAGUACUCGGAGUUUGAGCGCUUUAUUGAGCGAACGAAGAAGACGUACCAGGACAGCCGAGCCACUGAUAACUUAAGCCGGCUGAACGAUGAGCUCAAGGACGUCACGCAAGUUAUGACAAAAAACAUUGAGGACCUGCUGUACCGUGGCGACAGCUUGGAGAAGAUGGGUGACAUGAGUUCCAGGCUUCGAGAGGACAGUGCCAAGUACAAGCGCGCAGCCGUUAGGAUUAACUGGGAGCUGUUAUUGAAGCAGUACGGUCCUUUCGGUGCGCUCGGGCUUGUCAUCCUCAUCCUGCUGGUAUGGCGCUUCUGGUAACCCAUACUAUAGCGGCCCGCGUGUUCCUUGUUAGCGGCUGCAUUUGGGAGCAUAGCGCCGGCGUCUGCGGCAUGAAUCGACAACGGCCUGGUGGUCAUGUAGGCAAAGAGAUACCCAUGAGCGCUUGGAUAGAGCUCUCAAUGACAAAAGCGACGUUUCUUCUUUUAGCCCCUGGGCAUGUUUGACCUUUAACAGGCUGGCAAGGGUUCCGCACAAGCGCCAUGAUCAAGUGUCUUUGAAGGGGUCUCGCUUCGGGGCUGAGCGAAUCAUCCUGCAACAAUUGGAGCACUGGCGUAGAAGAUCAAACAGUGCUGCAUGAGCCGAUCGAGGCGC